Molecule: messenger RNA, 1447 nt
Organism: Musca domestica (house fly)
Lineage: Eukaryota; Metazoa; Arthropoda; Insecta; Diptera; Muscidae
Product: carboxypeptidase B1
Exons: 3
Coding region: 72-1382 (436 amino acids)
Biological process (GO): proteolysis
Molecular function (GO): metallocarboxypeptidase activity; zinc ion binding
Source: RefSeq, a predicted model, not a curated record
AUGCUUAGACUUGCGAUGGGGUUGAAGGUAGUUGUGAAGUGUGUUCCGCGGUUAACGGAUCACCACUGAAGAUGUUGCGUUGCGGAGUAUUAGUUUUGGCUUUGGGAGCCAUUGUGGCUCUGAGCAGUGCCAGUAGCAUUGCUUAUGACGGUUACAAAAUAUUUGAGGUUGUACCCCAAACUAAGGAGCAAAUUGACUUUUUGUUUGAUUUGUCCAAAUAUGAAGACCUCUAUGAUUUCUUUGCCCUAAAGAAAAUCCCCAAUCAUGUGGCCCGUGUCAUGGUUAAUCCCAAUGAAGAGGAGAAUUUCUUGACGGCUUUGGCCUCUUUGGACCUGUCACCCCGUGUGAUCAACGAAAAUGUUGGCAAGACCAUUGAAAGGGAAUUCCAGUUGACCAAGUUGAAGCGCAGUCUUUCACCAUUCACCGGCAAGGGUCGCUUGAGCACUGAACGUUAUUAUUCUCAUGGUGAAAUCAAUGCCUACAUUGAGGAUUUGGCUGAACGUUAUCCCGCUCGUGUUGCUGUCCAACAAGUCGGCAAGUCGUACGAAGGUCGUGACAUUAAAACCAUUACCAUUUCAAAUGGUGAUGGUCGUAAAAACAAGAAUGUCAUCUUCAUGGAUGGUGGUUUCCAUGCCCGUGAAUGGAUCUCGCCCGCUGCCGUUUUGUAUGUCAUCGACCAAUUGGUGGAGAACUUCGAGGAAAACUCUGCUCUUCUUGCUGACUACGAUUGGGUUAUUUUGCCCGUUGUCAAUCCUGAUGGUUAUGAACACACCCAGACCGGAACAUUGGCCCGUAUGUGGCGUAAGACCCGCAAGCCAUAUACCUAUUUGGGUAAGACUUGUUAUGGUGCUGAUCCCAAUCGCAACUUCGAUUUCCACUGGAAUGAGGAAGGUGCAUCCAACAAUCCCUGUGUCGAUACCUAUGCCGGACCCAAGGCUUUCUCUGAAAAUGAGACAAUGAUUGUGCGUGAUCUUUUGCAUUUCUUGAAGGGACGUGGUGUUAUGUAUCUGACCAUUCACUCUUAUGGCAAUUAUUUAUUGUAUCCUUGGGGCUGGACUGCUGACUUACCCGAAACCUGGCCCGAUUUGGAUGAAGUUGCCCGUGCUGGUGGCGAUGCCAUCUAUGAGGCCACCGGCACUGUCUACAGCGUGGGCUCAUCCACCAAUGUCUUGUACAUUGCUGCCGGUGCCAGUGAUGAUUAUGCCUUCUAUGCCGGCUUCCCCAUUUCCAUUACCAUGGAAUUGCCUGGAGGUGGCUUGACCGGUUUCGAUCCUCCAGCAUCGAAAAUUGAUCAAUUCGUCACCGAAACCUGGAUUGGUAUUCGCGCUAUGGCCCACAAAGUUGUUGAGAAAUAUCCCACCGAAAGACCAGAAUUUUUGUAAAAACAAAAAACAUUUGCAACAAAUUAAAUGUUUUAAUUAAAUUCCAAUAACAAAAAAAAACAUAA